Messenger RNA from Artibeus jamaicensis (Jamaican fruit-eating bat), 3597 nucleotides. RefSeq names its product tubulointerstitial nephritis antigen (gene TINAG). The transcript has 11 exons. Bases 103 to 1530 code for a protein of 475 amino acids. The record is from RefSeq and is a predicted model, not a curated record. Gene Ontology annotation, biological process: proteolysis. Gene Ontology annotation, molecular function: cysteine-type peptidase activity. Gene Ontology annotation, cellular component: lysosome. Lineage: Eukaryota; Metazoa; Chordata; Mammalia; Chiroptera; Phyllostomidae.
CUGAGUUGUCUUGGAGAUUAGAAUUCAGGCUCCGAAGAAAAACCCUGAGGAAUUCUUUAUUGGAUAUAACAGAGAGUGGAAGCUGUACGUGACCUGUAGAGAAUGUGGCCUGGAUAUAAAAUCCUCAUCUUCUCUUAUCUUAUUACAGAAAUUUGGAUGGAGAAACAGUAUGUAUCUCAAAGAGAAGUGGACCCCGGAGCCGAUUUCACUAGCAAUCACAGCAUUUUGGAAGGUACUCGAUUCAAAAGAGCCAUUUUCAAAGGGCAAUACUGUAGAAGUUUUGGGUGCUGUGAAGACAGAGAUGAUGGCUGUGUCACUCAUUUCUAUGAGGUGAAUGCACUGUGUUACUGUGAUAAAUUCUGUGAAAGGGAGAAUUCUGAUUGCUGUCCUGAUUACCAGUCUUUUUGCCGUGAAGAGAAAGAAUGGCCUCCUUACACAAAGCCUUGGUAUCCAGCAGGUUGCCUCAGAGAGGGUCAACAUUAUGAAGAAGGAUCAGCAAUUAAAGAAAACUGUAACUCCUGCACAUGUUCAGGACAGCAAUGGAAAUGUUCUCAGCAUGUAUGUCUUGUUGAACCAGAAUUAAUUGAACAUGUCAAUAAAGGAGAUUAUGGAUGGACUGCCCAGAACUACAGUCAGUUCUGGGGAAUGACUUUAGAAGAAGGUUUCAGACACCGCCUUGGCACCUUGCAGCCCAGCUCCACACUCCUGAGCAUGAAUGAAAUGACAGCUCCUUUACCUGCAGUCAGUGACCUUCCAGAGUUUUUCAUUGCUUCUUAUAAAUGGCCUGGAUGGAUUCAUGGCCCAUUGGAUCAAAAGAAUUGUGCUGCAUCAUGGGCAUUUUCCACUGCAAGUGUGGCUGCUGACCGAAUAGCAAUUCAGUCUAAGGGGCGAUACACAGCCAAUCUGUCUCCUCAGAACUUGAUUUCUUGCUGUGCCAAGAACCGCCAUGGAUGCAACAGUGGAAGCGUCGAUAGGGCUUGGUGGUACCUGAGAAAACGUGGACUGGUAUCUCAUGCAUGCUACCCACUCUUCAAGGACCAGAAUGCUACUGGCAAUGGCUGUGCGAUGGCAAGCAGGUCUGAUGGGCGGGGAAAACGGCAUGCCACAAAGCCAUGUCCCAACAUCAUUGAGAAAUCUAACAGGAUCUACCAAUGCUCUCCUCCAUACAGAGUCUCCUCCAACGAAAUUGAAAUAAUGAAAGAAAUCAUACAUAAUGGACCAGUUCAAGCCAUCAUGCAAGUCCAUGAGGAUUUCUUCCAUUACAAGUCAGGGAUAUACAGACAUGUCACCAGCACAAAUGAAGAAUCAGAAAAGUAUCGAAAGCUUCGGACACAUGCAGUCAAACUCACUGGGUGGGGCACACUGAGAGGAGCCCAAGGGCAGAAAGAAAAAUUCUGGAUUGCUGCCAAUUCCUGGGGAAAGUCAUGGGGAGAGAAUGGCUAUUUCAGGAUUCUUCGAGGAGUAAAUGAGUCUGACAUUGAAAAGUUGAUUAUCGCAGCUUGGGGCCAUCUAAAUUCAGAUGAGACCUAAUAUAUUAAAUUUCCAUAGGCCGUGCAUUUAAGUAACCCCUUAGACUGAAAUUAAGCACUGUGAGGUUCUCCGUGACAGUGGAUUCUUUGCCCCUUCACCUUGUGAUUAUAAUCUGCCUGUUUUAUUGUUUUACCCCAGGCCCCAUGCUUCUGUUUUCUUUACAUUACUGAGUAUACCAAAACACAGAGAGAACAGCAAAGUGGCUACAAACCUUUAAAGUUCCUUUCUAUCUUUACUCUUCUCCCAUGACAAUGUCUUUUUUCACUGGGUAGUUCACAAAGGGCGUGAUGGCACUUGUCUUAAAAGUUCAGAGCAUUCAUUUGUAAAUGUACGGUUCUUCUCUUUGACCAAGGAAGACUACAGACAACAAAAGCAAUGGAAAUGUUAAUUUACCAUCUUUACGCUUUUUUCCAACCAAAUAAUGCCUUUUUAAUUCAGAGCUUGUUUGUUUUCCCCAAAGCAAUGAAAAUAGAUGAUUAAUUGUUUCUCUCAAUAAGCUAAUGUUUUGUUUCUUCUCAUUUGCCUAAACCUAAUUUGCAAUCCGGACACAAAAGGAAAGCGACUCUCCACAGCAAAUAACUACUCUUUAUGGUGCUGUGUGAUGGCACUUAUGUGGAGAAGAUGGUAAGUAUGGAACAGCUCAAAGGCUAACAGAAGUGCAGUCUAGACACAUAGACACCUAGCUUGUGGAAGCCAAUACACUUUGUGUAAAGUCUAUUAAACUCAGCUGAAAAACUGUUUGGAAAGAUAAUAUAUUUAUCUCUCCAAACAACAGUAUGAUGCAUGAGUCAGAUGGAAAAAAAAACACUUUUAUCACAAGCGUUGUAUAGCUCACUGCUUGAGAUGCUAGAAGGUCAGCUAAAUUGGUCUUACUUUCAAUCUAAUUUUUAGUUUCCUAUAGUUAGGGAAAAAAAUAGCAUCAUCAUAACGGCCUGGAAAGAAUAUAAUCUUUUCAUAAUUCACUGGCAUCUUAGAUGGUAAACUGACGAAUGAAGAAGCAAAGCUGAUCAGUAAGUGAGCAUGGUCAAUUAUAACUACAGUGGUGGGACAUCUAUGGCCUUUGUUUCUCAGCACUUUUCAGCUUAAUUUUCAGUGUGUGGCUUUUCUAUAUCGUUGCGCCCAAAGGUGCCCUGGUUAGAUAAGCCAGCUGUGAUGUGAACAGGGGAGGAAGCAGACACAGAAAUGAGUGCUGCAGCAACUGCUGUUUUCUCCGUUUGUCACUGCAGCUUUAUUCACAUGGUUACUCCCUGGAAAAUAUCCAUGAGGAGGAUUUGUGUCCCAUUGCUGAGCUAGGGGAUCCCCCCAAGUCCCAAAGCCCCCACAGCUAUUGCCUGGGGGAUGAGAGAAGUGGAGCAGGUUCAUUGAGGGUUACUUUGCAUAUCUGAAGAACCUUCUAGUGAGGUUAAGUGACUGUGCCUGUUCAGAACCAAAGAGAUGGUCAUGACUCCAACCCAGGAUACCAUUGUAGAUUGAGGAGCUUCCCAAACCUGCAGGAGAGCAGGAAGGCAGUUAGCUGAUUUUCACUUCGAGGCCUGCCUAGACUAACAAAGGCAGCGGAAAAAGGCAGGGGAAACCAGACUACUGGUAGGUGUAACCCAGUAAUGGAGGAGUUAAAAAUGGGAUUAUGGAGGAAGAUCCACACUGGAAUUUAAACCCAGGUGUGGGAUAGCUAUUACACUCUUGACAGUAUGGCUUGGGAAGGAGAAGCCUCUUGACCAUGUAGCAGUAGUGAGGGGUCUUGGCCACGUGGUUUGAAAGAAUGCAGAAGGGUUCCCUGGCACACUAUGAGGACGUGGUUUUAGAUUAAGAGCAGGAGCCUAGCUAGCUCAGUAUGGACAACCAGAUAAGCCACAAUACAGACAGGAGUCUGCCCAGCUAAGCUACAUACCUGUAUUUCUUCUCCUGAAAGAUGGUAUCUCUGACUGGUCUGGUUUGGCCAGAAGAGCACGACUGUGUGUUUGUGGGUAUUUCUUUGUUUCUAAAGCAAGAGGGAUUUUGAUGGCAGAAUUCUGCCAUCAUUCUAAAUCUGUAUAACUUUUGAAUAAAUAGUUCCUUUCCUUUUCGUAA